AUGAAGGCCUCCACGGUUGUCUUCCCGCUCACCAUGCUCCUGGGUAGCGCCCUGGGUGUGGAUAUGAGCAAAUAUGAAGCCGAAGCAGGCGUUGAAGCUUCGUUCAAGCCCUUCCUCCAAGCUCUGUAUGCGUCUGCAGAAGACUACCAGUCCACUAACACGUUCACGGACUUUUUCGUCCCUAAGACGGGCCGUCUCAUCGUGCUCGAGAACAAUGCCGAGGGAGCUCAAGCCAUUGUCCAACUCAAGCAGGCGCUGCUCCCGACGACUGGCACCAAGCACUGGAACCACCUACCCAACAUCACCUCGGUGUACUCUGAGACUACCACCGAGAAGACAUACAACGUGUUCGGUCUCAUUCAGUCGAUAUUUGACGGUGGCAACUGUUCAGCCGCAUACUACUCUAGCCGCUUCACCGUUCUGAAAGACAGCAAGGGCAACGUUCGUAACCAGCCCCACAGUGGUAGCCUCGUGGCGUACGAUGAUUACGUCGUGAGCCCUUCCAAGUCGCCGACAGACAUUCCGUGCUGA
This is a messenger RNA of Colletotrichum graminicola M1.001, 531 nucleotides long. RefSeq lists its product as uncharacterized. The transcript has 3 exons. The coding region runs from base 1 to 531 and encodes 176 amino acids. The record is from RefSeq and is a predicted model, not a curated record. NCBI's taxonomy places the organism in Eukaryota, Fungi, Ascomycota, Sordariomycetes, Glomerellales, Glomerellaceae.